CGAUAGGCACAACUGUAAACUACUAGAAGCCGCGCUUAAACGCACGCAACAAGUAGCUUGGAUUUGAAUACUGUCAGGCGGUGCAUUUGAAAACAAUGGUAAGGUGUGUCCGAAUCCCGUUGCGAGGAUGCAGGUCAACGCUUGCACAGGCUGUCGGCACUUGGCACCAGUAAUAUAUGGUUCUCUACAAAUAUGGGCUUGCUGCCUCUUGGUUCUUCUCCCAUGUCCAUGUCCUCUUGGUUCUUCUGCCACAAAAGUUGGAGAUUGGAGGAUACCACACUUCAUACUCUCUGUUUCAUUUCUAUCCCUCUCGAUCCUUCUCGCAGAUCGACCGACCCAACUGCUUCCUGUGUUUGUUGCAGAGUGCUUUCAGGGUACUUCUUCCUGCGAUACGCCCGGUUGUUAUUACCUUCAUUGAAGAAAACCAGAGUUGUGGUUGGUGAUCUUGAGAAAGCUCCUUUGCAUGGGUUGUGUGUCCUCGAAGCAGUUCAAACGAGCUGCAGCAUAUGAGGAUUCCAGUAUCUUGGCUAAGGAGACUACCUUCUCUGUGAAUGAAGUGGAGGCCCUCCGUGAGUUGUACAAGAAGAUAAGCCAUUCCAUAUUCAAAGAUGGCCUAAUUCACAAGGAGGAGUUCCAGCUUGCUCUCUUCAGGAACAGUAACAAGAAGAACCUUUUCGCCGAUCGGAUAUUUGAUCUGUUUGAUCUCAAGCGCAAUGGGGUGAUUGAAUUUGGGGAAUUUGUUCGGUCCCUCAACAUUUUCCACCCAGAUACUCCGAUGGCAGAAAAGAUUGCUUUUGCAUUUCGGCUAUAUGAUCUGAGAGGUACUGGAUUUAUUGAACACGAAGAGUUGAAGGAAAUGGUGCUUGCAAUUCUGAAUGAAUCAGAUCUAAUUCUUUCUGAUGACGCUGUCGAACAAAUUGUGGAUCAGACUUUCAAGCAAGCAGACCUGAACGACGACGGGAAGAUAGAUCCUGAAGAGUGGAAGGCUUUCGCGAGUAAAAACCCGGGUUUGCUGAAGAACAUGACGCUUCCAUACCUAAAGGACAUAACCAUGGCGUUUCCCAGCUUCGUUCUGAACUCUGGAGCUACUGAUGAAGAGUUGUAGCACCCUGGCAAGCGCCCCCAUGCUCUUCCGUAUAUUCCUCAGAGUGCGCAUGGCCAAGCUACGAGGAAGGACACUGCUGGUUCAGGUGGCUUAAGUUUCAGACAUACAGCUGCAGCAACCUCCUGAUGAACUGAUGAACGUGCAGGCACAGGUCUGUGAUCUGAAGGGUGAGAUUAGGAGUAUAAUGGCAACAGAGCGCCCUGCAUCAAAGGGACAGAAUGAUGUCAGGCCUUCCUCUUUUUGCUUUUGCUUUGGUCCGUGAGGCUGUAAAUUGGUAGGUGAAGUGGCUGAUUGUUAACUGAUGAUGUUGUAGCACCAGAUUGUAACCAUCGAACAUGGCCUCAUUAAGUUAUAGUUUGUGAUUUUGGUAAUUGAGUGAUAAUAUAAUGUUGACGUCAGAUUUUGACACGUA
Molecule: messenger RNA, 1517 nt
Organism: Setaria italica (foxtail millet)
Lineage: Eukaryota; Viridiplantae; Streptophyta; Magnoliopsida; Poales; Poaceae
Product: calcineurin B-like protein 7
Exons: 9
Coding region: 464-1105 (213 amino acids)
Biological process (GO): calcium-mediated signaling
Molecular function (GO): kinase binding; calcium ion binding
Source: RefSeq, a predicted model, not a curated record